AUGAUCAAAGGCGGCUACGGUGGUGGAGGCUAUUCCUUUAACUACUUUUUAGCUGAUGAUGAUUAUGGCGCUGGAAGUGGCGGCGGUCAAACCGCUGUCAAAUUUUUGUCAAAUGACCUUUGGCAUCGUGUUAUUGUUGCCGGUGCUGGAGGUGGUUCUGAUAAUAUCAAUCCAAUCGAUACAUAUAAUAGAAGAAAUGAUGGAUCAGGAGGAUCAGGAGGUGGCUUUACAGCACAAGGAUAUUGGGCAGAUGGGGUCUUAAACUCAGAAAAAUUAGCCAAUUCCACUUAUGGAUUUACAUUUGGAUCUGGCGAAUCAGCCCAAAAAGAAGGGUCGAAAAAUCCAAACGGAGUUACAAGUGGCAUUAAUGGAGUAGAUAAAUCAGGUUCCGGAAGCGGUUGGUUCGGUGGAUUUGCAGGUCAUAAUGGAGAUGGUGGAUCUGGGGGAGGAAGUUCGUGGGCACUCUCGAAGAAUGCAAUCAUCCCUCAAGGAAACAUUACAGCAACAGAUAGCUUUUACAACUUAAAUGAUAGUCGCCCAUAUUCAUUCAGUCUUGCCGAUGGAUAUCUCUUCAGUGAUGUCAAGACAUAUCCUGGCAUCUGGGAAGGCAACGGUCGUCUUGUCAUCACAAUUCUGGACAGCAUCAUCUAUCCUUCUUGUGUUUCUAUCAAUCGCUCACACUUUUCAUAUUUCCUUUUAUUUAUUUUAUUUUUCGAAACUCACUCAUAA
Trichomonas vaginalis G3 is the source of this 729-nucleotide messenger RNA. RefSeq names its product glycine-rich protein family. Bases 1 to 729 code for a protein of 242 amino acids. The transcript has a single exon. Lineage: Eukaryota; Parabasalia; Trichomonadida; Trichomonadidae. The record is from RefSeq and is a predicted model, not a curated record.